AUGCUGAAAAUCGUACUGCUCUGUAUUUUGGCUAGCGUUGUUACUGCAGGAGGAGGUCAUAGAAGACGAGGUCCUUCAAGAUGUGGUUUACCAUCAUUCACUGAACGGCUGCCGUCGGAAGCUCAGGAGGAAAUCAAGAAAAUCUGGAAAAAUUAUGAAGACGGUGAGGGGUGUGACAAGGAGCACCAAGCAACAAAGGAAAUUCUUGACGCUUUACCGGAAGACGUCCGAUCGAAGGCAAUGCGCCCACGGGGCCCAGCUUUUCUUAGAGGCGUCACUGAUGAUGUGCGAGCACAGUUUGACAACCUCUGGAAAGACCACUCUAUUCCAAGGGAAGAGAAGCCGGAGAAGUUCAAGGAACUCGCAUCAAAGCUGCUGAACGCAGAGCAACUGAAGGAAUUCAACAAAUUCCACGCCGCUCUGCAACGACGAAGGGAAGAAUUUCAGAAGAAGGUUGAGCAAUUGACGCCAGAAGCACGUGCUGCACAUGAAAAACUCACAAAACUCCGAGAGGAAAGACACAAGGUGAGCAAGAAUACGGUAGUAGCUGCGGGUAGAAAGCUCAGUACCAGUUCGGUGAACAGGAAUUCGAUGAUUACUAGAACAUUUUAA
Cooperia oncophora is the source of this 612-nucleotide messenger RNA. The record is from the annotation of a GenBank genome assembly. Lineage: Eukaryota; Metazoa; Nematoda; Chromadorea; Rhabditida; Trichostrongylidae.